Pocillopora meandrina is the source of this 9142-nucleotide messenger RNA. NCBI's taxonomy places the organism in Eukaryota, Metazoa, Cnidaria, Anthozoa, Scleractinia, Pocilloporidae. The record is from the annotation of a GenBank genome assembly.
AGCGUAUCAGUUUCAUUUAAGUCAAUACCCCAUUGUAAAUACCCGGUUAUAAACUUAUUACACGUCAGAUGUACUAAUACGCUCUUCCAUUUUCAGUGGACGACCAAGAAACUGAGCGAUGAACAAUAAAAUUCCUUCAGCUUUUUGCCAAAUCCUCGCCGUAUUGGCGAUUACAGUUUGUAUACAGACCAUCGAGGCGAGACAACAGACAUACCACAGGUGAGUUUCUCGAAGAAAAACAUCUCUCACGUAGACUUUACCUUUUUCCGGUCGAUCAUAAUGCUUGCGAUACCUAUAACUUUAAACAUUCCAACGCGAAAAAUCUAUAUAAUCACUUCUAGGUAUGUGUAUUAUCUCAAAAGUAAGAGUUGGAGAUUUCGAAUCGAGCGGAAUGAUCGCUAUUGUCUGAGAUAAUACUUCGUCUCAAAUAUUGAAACGAUAUUCAAUAACCUCUUCCUCACAUGCAUCAAAUUGGCCCCCUAAGGCACGACAUUUAUGGACUUAAAUCUCUAACUCAAUACUCUAAGAAUAGUGUUUUAUGCCAGCCUGAUAAGCAAACCGAAGUGUCGUUCAUAUCUAAAUCCCUAGUUUCAGUCUGUAAUGAAGGCCCCCGUAAGCGAUGCACAAGCUCUCAGAGAUCUGUCAUCAGCUUAUAAGCCUAUAAGCGAUUACUCAGUGACAUGUUUCAAUAGGCCUUACGCAUGUUUGCUACGAUUUUUUACCCUCAAGCCUGACUUUCAAGGUGGAAACUUCUAUUCUUAAUAGGAAAACAUUCCCUAUACACUGAUAUCAAAAGAAUUCCUACACUAAAACAGAUAACUGGCAAAAAUUCACAAAACUUUAAGCGCAACCGGGGCUUAGGGGUGAAUUUUCCUUAAAAUACGUCAUCGAGCAGAAGAGCUACUUUCUUCAAAUCUGAAUCUUAGACUUUUCACUUUUUAUGGCCCACACUGAUAAUAUGUUCAGAACUAUUGCAAGUUUGAGACUGUGGCAAAGUAUGCGGUACAUUUUGUUAACAUUCUAAACCAUUACGACCUUUGAACUCACUUCGAACGUGGGAAUGCUGAUUGACGCUUUUCGUAAAGCAUCAAGAUUUUAAAUAAGUAAAAUACAAUUAAAAUUUACAGUAUUAUUAAAUACCACAACUUACACUUUACUACAUAAAAGCCAAAUUUGGGUGGGAUCGUCGGGGUUAAGUGAAUCCGUACGUAAGUGCUCCUCGCGUGUACUCAUCGUCACGCAAUCCUCAUCACCAAUUAUUUGCCACGCUUUGUAGGAUUAUAGUUUACUCACUUAUCAUGUCCUACUAAACUGAACUGAAACAGAUAGAGAAGACUGUGCGUGUGCACAUGUGCGUGGAGUCGCCAUGUCUUCGCGCCGCCUGUGUGGCGAACGCUACAUAAAUUCAAGUCACGUUUAGACCUUCAGUCUUAUCUCUGUGGUUAUACAGCUGUUUCUGUUUCAUAGCUUGAUAUUAGAAAAGUCACGUUUUCUCUAUCAAAACCAGAAUUUAUUUUCCUAUUGUUUUCUAUCAUUCAUUUUAACUAUUUUUUAUCUUUUUUAUAAAUGUUAUUCUGAGAAUGUGGUCUUUCAUCAAAAUUAAUACUAAAUUUUUAACUCGUGAAUUGUGCGCAUGCGCAAGAGCGAGUUGUAGAUAUGAUGUGGAGAAUGGCACUCGCUCGCUCGCUCGAUUGGUCGAUUCCUUUUAACCUUUUUUUCGAUUUUAGGCUUUUGAGAGCAUUUGAUAGUUUUUGGCGAGUAAUAAACAAACGAAAUGGCGACCUUUGUUGCUAAGAAUAUCGGUGGGGUGAAAAAGAAGCCAAUGAUAAUCUUAAAAGAGUUUAUUUUUUUUCAUUAUGGUUUCAACGAGUGGCGCCAGCGACUGGCAGGCGUGCAAGGAUUCAGACUGAAAUAAGAGAACAACCUUCGUUUUUCAUAAAAUUGUAAUUUACAGUCCUUGAACUUGAUAACAAUCCGAAGAUUCAUUAAAAUAUAACUUACUCCGAAGCGGUCGGAGUUUACAGGUGUUCAAAAGCUUUUUCUGUCAUGGGGUGAGAUUGGGGAAAAAAUCGAUCAUUACAUUUCGUAUCGUGUGUUUAUUCUGUGUGAAGCAACGGAAGGUGUCGGCGACUGACGAAAUUACAGGUUAACACGAAAAUCAAAUAACACCUAAACAAAUAAUUUGGCGACCGAUUUUCAGUGAAUUUUUAAAGAACAAUUUUCUUUUAAGUUUCAAGACAGUUUGAAGAUUCAAAAUAAAUAUUACGUACUAAAAUGCGAAAGUUAUACACCACAAAAUUGAUAAAUAGGCCUGAAAGGAAAUUCUAUCUUGUUCUUGAUUUCAAGUUGCCUAGCACGUGACCAAAAUCUACCCAGGCGGAAAUCCAAAAUGACGGUGGCAGUCUUGGCUUAGUUAUAUUACUCAAAACUCGCUCCCGUUUGUCUCAUUUGAUAAAGCGGGAAUCAUUAAUGUUUUUAUUAAGACAGUAUGGCCUUGAUUUUCCAAUAUCUACAAUCAUAGACAAUAAAUUUCACUUUUCACCCACAUCUAAUUCCAAACUUUUCUUUUGAACCAGAAACAAAAAUGAUAUAUGUUUAAAACACAUGACAUCAUCCACCCUUGUCAAAUGUUAUAGCAUGAUCAUUUCAAUUGUAAUGCCUUCAUAUCCCAACGUUACUUUGUUUCUUUGCUGCGAACACUGAACUACUGCUCACACUCUAAAUAUGACAAUCAACCACAAAAUUCCCUAAACCAGAUAACAUUAAACAUAAUCCAAAAAAUCAUGUAAGUCAUCUGUCAAUUCAUGAGUUUGCUCACAGAGUAUUUCCUUUACUUACCAUUAAUUCAUUUGUCUCAUUCUUGGAUUUACUUAUGUACUUCUUUUUUUUUUUUUUUUUUUGGCACUGAUCCUCUGGGGAGUAAAAAGAGGUUCGAUCGAGGUCAAUAUCUCUGUCUUUCUUUUUUUUUUUCUUUCUUAUUUUUGAAUAUUAUCCAGACUUAUUUGUAUUGCGUUUCUUUCCUUUAUAGAGACCAAGUUUUGCAGGUCACUCCUAGAACAGAAAAGGACAUAAAAUUUCUGAAUAGUUUGCUGCACAGCGAAAACAACCUCACGGUGAUUUUACAAAAUUUUACUUGCUAGCGGGUUAAAAGGGGAAACUUUUUUUCUUUGAGGAAAUUGAAAUUCCCAUGUGCAACAGAUGUUUCCUCAUUGUUUGACGAAUGUUCACCCCAAUAAUAGAAUUUAUCUACUGAGCUGGGAAGCUGCAAGGUAGUAACAAUCCGUCAAAUAUUUUCGCUUUUGCCAGUUGUGACUAGGGAAUAUCAGGUGGUAUUCCUUGAUCGAUAUUUCCCAAUUUGGAACCUUACGUCCAGUACGAUAAAAGUUUUCCGCUCAAAGGCGUUUCAAUAUUUUAAAAGUUUCGCUGUUGUCACAGAGGAAGGAACAUUCAUGUUUAUUCAUAAAGAGAAGGGACAGCUGAGGAAUGAAAAUUCCACGCAAUUCAUGUUUUUUUUAUGUAUGUUGUUUGUAAAUGUACUACCGCAUGAAUAGUUACCAAAUUAGCAUUAAUAGCAUUGGUAUGGCUUGAAAAACAAAACGAAGCAGAACAAGGCAAAUUAAAAAAAAAACAACAACAACAACAAAACAGUUCAUGCAACGACGUCAAUGUAACGCGUGUACGGUCACAUGACAGUGGAAUUCACUGUAAAAUGUACAUAUCUCAGAGAAGCUAUUUUCUAUUUUGCAGUUAGACUUUUGGACCUACCCAAGCAAGCCUAGUAACCCUGUAGACAUCCAUGUGCCUCGCGGAAAACUCCGGGAAUUCAAACAUAUUCUAGCCAAACGAUCAAUCCCCUUCACGGUGAAGAUCAGAAACGUGCAAAGGCAGAUCAAAGUGGAAGGAAUGAGGCCCCGUUCUGUUUCAUUCAAUGGAGCAUUUCGUUCAUACGCUCAGGUGAGUUUGUCAAUGAUAUGAAAUGAUUUUAACGAUCACCAAUUUAAGAAUUUUCCUUAUUGGCAAACAAAUUCUCCUUGUAAACACGUUUUAACAAUGAUUCAAAAUUAUUCAUCCCCUUUUGGGUUGAAGAUCUGGAGUCGAAAGUUAUUCCCUGUAAAUACAUACACACGAUUUGUUCUCUUUUCAUAGAUUGUUCAUGAAAUGAAACGACUCGCACGCAUGAAUGAAAGCUUAGUGAAAGUAUUUAGUCUGGGCAAGACCUAUGAGAACCGAACAAUGUAUGGGAUAAGGGUAAGUGAUAAAACUGACAAAAUUAAUUGUAUGGCAAAUGUCACUGGUUACGUGUAGUUUUGCUACAAUGGUAACCGGAACGUGGCGUAAAAAGAUACUUCAUUAGCGGAACAAUAGCUCGACACAUAUGUUUUACAGUGCUCUUCAAAACAGUAGUGUCUAAUAAUGGUUACUUCAUGUUUUUCUAUUCUAAGAACGGGAGACCAGAAUUAAAUUUUCAUGUUCCAUUCUGAACUGAAUGCCGCCUCUACAUCAACGUGGGGAAGAUAGACAGCGCCCAUUGGUUCCUUGUGAUAUUUCCCUUUACUCUGAUAGGCCACUGUGAUUACAUUGGUUGUGCUUAUUCGACGCUCAAUUAAAAUGAGCCCUUUAAGAAUCUUACAAACUUAUAUAAUCUAAUGGGGAUAAUUGCUAUUCAGAUCUUAAGGGAGGAGAAGAGAUGAUAAAUAUAGUUCCUUGUAAAUUAGGCUCAUCCUUUAUCUUCUGCUCGUAGAUUUCAUCAAACGUUUCCAGCUCAAAUAAACCAGUUGUCUUCAUAAAUUGUGGAAUACAUGCGCGAGAAUGGAUUUCUGUUUCAUCGUGCAUGUAUGUCGCCAGAGAGGUGAGUCAAAUCAUGGAAUUUUCUUUAUGUUUUAAAAACCACUGUUUCAUGAAUCACGAUAAUCAUGAUUAAUUAAUUGUUUUCUCGAUAAUGCUUCUUGAAGCCGUUUUUCGUUUUCAUCAUGCAACAGCUAAUAAGGAGAUUGUUGAAGCAUGGGAUACAAUAUCCCAUUCAUCACGAGUCAAUUUGUGCUCUCUUUCCAAAGCAAGAAGUUACCAUAGUAAUAUCACAUCCCUCUGGAACCCACAACCACAGGUUAACCUUCACGUGCCUGUGAUGAUAAAUCGAUUGCGACUUCCUUUUUUAGAAUAAACAGCGUGGCAUAAAAAAUAAUGAACCCAAAGAGAUGAUGAAAUUUGGAGAGGAUUAGAAAGGAGAGAGAGACUCUAAAUGUCUUUGUUUUCAGCUCGUCUUGAAGUACUCGUCAGAGGAAUCAAUCCGGCUCUUAGUAGAUAGGUUAGAAUGGAUCAUAGUGCCAGUUGUGAAUGUGGAUGGAUAUAUUUACACUCACAAAGAGGUAAGUCAUGCUUACUGUGUACAGAUGAACUCAGGUUAACCCGUAGUUACAUAUCAUUACACAUAUUUAGAGACAAAGCAAUAUUUUUCUCUCGUAUACAGCUAUGACGAACUCUCGUUAGUAGGGAUGCUAAAUCUCCCCCCGAGGAUGUCCGCAAUAGCGGCAGUCGACUGUAUUCAUCUGGAAAGGACUGUGCGGCGAUUUAACUCGUAAAUCACAUAUUUAAAGUUAUGGUUUCUGUGUUUCGUUACAGGAUCGCUUGUGGAGAAAGAACAGAAGACCAAAUGGUAACUCAACCAAAUGCAUUGGAACGGACUUAAACAGGAAUUUCAAUUUUAGAUGGGCUAGUGAGUACUUCAGACCUUGUGUUUCAGUUCUGUUCAAUAGAGGUCAAUGUUCUUCGUUUGGCUCAAGUUAGAAAUUUACCUGCGCUAUAUUUAGGUUGGAGGAUUAUCCUCUUUGCCUUCGGCGUUGGUAGCACAGUGACGUAGAUGUGUUUCAGCUUUCCUUUCACAAAAGUCAAUUUUUUUUUCCUCUGGAGAAAAAUCAUGAUAAAAAAAACAUACCUAUUCGCUUCAAGCUGCGGCAACGUCGAUGAGCGCUGUAUCGGGUAAUGACAGCCACAGUCUUUAAUUUUUCUCAUAACUUGCAGAAAGGAGUUGUCCCUAGGUCUUUUAUUACAUUUAACAAAAAGGCUUCAUGUUGCCAUGUGUAUGUUUGGUAAUAGAUCACAGAAGACAUCAAAAUGUGGUGAGGAAAAACAAGAGGCACAAGAGGUGCCACCGUGUAAUAAAUUUUUAAAUAAAUUAAUAUUAAUUAUUUUUAAUAAAUUAAAUUUUUUUUUCUUUCUCAUAUAAUCACCAGCGGUUGGAGCAGAUUAUGGAAAGCCUUGCAGUGACAUCUACCCCGGAGAGCGGCCAUUUUCCGAACCCGAAACACACAACUUAGCCACGUAUAUGUACUCCAUAAGAGACCGCAUCAAAGCUUAUGUGGACUUCCAUUCCUAUGGACAAUUGUGGAUGUCUCCUUGGGGCUUCAAAAAGGAUUUCCCUCCAACGUAUCAUACUAUGAACGUAAGUUUACAAUAUACUAAGGCCAACCCAAUAAAAAGGCUUGUCUACUAUCGCCUGCCCAACCCAAAAAUUAAGAUUAUACUUUCUAACAAGUCAAAUAUAAAUUCAAACUAAGUUCAUCCUCUCGAUUUAAAAUAGAUUUGAUCAGACCUUAUGAUUCAGAUGGCGAAAACGCCGUGAAUCUAAAGAGGCUACAAGGCACGUGGCGAUGCAGAAGGAUGUAACACUCUUUUUGACCCCCUCUCUCUCGCCCCUCGUUCCUCUUUAAAACAUUCUAGUUUAGUACUGGGAAUUCUGUACAAGUUCAAACUACUUGUUCAUGAAUAUGUUGUCUUCGUUUUUUCUAUUCAGCGGAACGCAAUGAUACGCAUUGUACUAGCUAUAUACAUGACCCACAGGACAGUCUUUGGGUUUGGACCGGCAGCUGUUGUUAUCUGUAAGUAUUCAUUUGCACAUAUCCUUCAUCCUUAAAUUCGAAAUGACUGGUUCCGAGAGAAACAGCUCAUUUUGUCCACAAAAAAAAAAAAAAAAAAAAAAAAACUAACCGGCCGCAGUUACGUUCUUAUCGCGUAUAUUGACGGUCAACAAAUCGACAUUCCCUGGUAAGAGUGCAAUUUUACCCUCUGACGUCAUGGAUUUUGCGAUGCUGCCCACUCGGAGACUUUUAGCGGGAAUAAUUUUCAGUGCAAUAUGUCAUGUGAUAACACUUUACGUCGAUCAUAUCUAAGAUUACGCGUAGACCGUAGCCACUGUAUUUUUCGCGUAUCCUUUACCACCUAACAUCAGUAUCCAGAUUCUCCAUACUACUCACUACACAUUCCCCAAGGUGUUAACAAAGAGAAUUUGUUUGAUAAUCAGGAGCUCCUUUCGUUGAUUAUCAUUUCCUUUAUUCUCAUGACCUUAAUGUUUGAUUUAGGGGUUAUAUUGUUGGGAGAAAUUAGAUGCUAGUCAUUCUUAAGGGUUAAAGGGUUAAGUACCUUUACAGGCGUGCUGGAUGUAGAUGUAGACACCUUUAGCAGUUAUUCGAUAUCUUAUCUGCCAUUUUUUAUUUUUGAAAUAAGUUAUACAUGGUUAUUAUUUUUUUUUUUUUAUUAAUAGAUAAGACUUCAGGUGAUGCAACCGACUGGGUGUACGCUGUUUUGGGUGUCACGCAUUCCUACGGAGUUGAGUUGCAACCAUCAAUCUUUUCUCAGAAUGGAUUCGUUCUUCCCCCUUCAUACAUUGAACCUGUUGGGAAGGAGGUGCUCACUGGAAUGAAGACCUUGGCUUCCCUUGUAAGAUAGAAAACAUGGCGAAGAGACCAAUAACUAUUCUAAAAAAUAUUAUUCAUAUUCAGGGAGUAUAAAUAACAAGCAAAGCUAUAUUGGUAAAAAUUUAUUAAUUAUGGAAAAUAACGCUACAACUAUUAUCAACAUUUUAGUCUUUGUUUUUGUGUGAGGAAGCGUUUUUCCCGGUUGGACAGUGUUGCAAAUUCAUCUCUUUUGCUAAACUCUACAAGAUCGUGAUUUCAGUCCCAAAAACAAACCCAAAAACAUCGUAACUUCUUAUAGUGAAAUCGCAAGGAUUUGAUGGGAACUCAAAAUAAUUACCUAUUUCUCCCGUCAAGUACCGUAAAACGCUGUGCAAUCGGUGGAACGCCGUAAAACGCGAUAAAUCGCGGUAAAACACAAUGAAACACGGUAGAACGCGUCAAGUUGUAGCCUAGUUUCGAUUGGUCAGUUUAAGUUUUGCGUCUGAUUGGUCAGUGAAAAGCUGGCACGAGUUUCCUGAACCAAUCGUGAAGCGAAGACAGGUAAAACUCAUGCUAUAGCAAAAUAAUUUUUGGGUUGCUAACUUCAAGUUGCGUAUAAGGCUUCAGAAAAUUAUUUACAACACGCGGAGAUAUAUCUGGAAAUUUUUUCCCAUACUAUUUUUAGGCAGCACUCGUAAAAGUGUGGUAGUCUCGAUCGACAAAAAUUUUGAUUUUUCGAAAUAAAGACAUAAUUUUGAAUCACCUAAUUGCAUUUUUGCGACUGAAACAGUAAAUGGCCGACAGAUAUUACCAUAAAAAUUUCCCCAGCUUAGGGCUGAUGUAGAUCGCCAGUGCAACAAAAAUACUUUGGUUUAAUUUACUGCCACCGACUUAAAGAGGAGUCUAUUUCAGCGCAAACAACGAAUUAACAUAUAAAGACAUUGCUGAGUAUGCAAAGCCGAGAAGCCUGUUUUAAACAUUCCUUAUCAUCAUUCUGUAUUUUCCCAUCAAAAAAGGAAAUUAAAGAAAAGUUCCCAAGUGCACCUAUUCUGUUCAAAUGAGGAGUGAAUAAUUGUCGUACAGAAAAACGGGGUUUUUCGUUGUUCAUCUGUUCAAAGUCCUUCCAACAUUGAUUGUUCUUCGUGAAAUGUUUGCGGCCAAUCCUAAACUGUCAUAUUUUUAAAACGCAUUUUAUUUCUUUUAUGCUUUUGCGACAAACUAUUUCACGCAAAUUUCUACGUAUGUGUAAUCAGUCGCGGAGAAUGCUUUUUUCUAAUGGGUUUGUCGGGCUAUUUGUUGGAUUUUGCAUUUAAACAGUACUUAACAAAAAAAACACAAUCCAUUGCCUUCGCUUAUUCAGUUGAUUGGUAACUCAACUGAGGCAACAAAGCUGUCUCAAUAGUGUUUGGAGUCGUAAUUACUAAAUUGCGAUUCUCCUGUAAGAUCUUGAAGGGAAUAGUACAUGUGCAUAG